Messenger RNA from Amblyraja radiata (thorny skate), 3488 nucleotides. It is a transcript of the gene fbxl9, whose product is annotated as F-box and leucine rich repeat protein. Gene Ontology annotation, cellular component: SCF ubiquitin ligase complex. The record is from RefSeq and is a predicted model, not a curated record. NCBI's taxonomy places the organism in Eukaryota, Metazoa, Chordata, Chondrichthyes, Rajiformes, Rajidae. The transcript has 8 exons. Gene Ontology annotation, biological process: SCF-dependent proteasomal ubiquitin-dependent protein catabolic process. Bases 1171 to 3117 code for a protein of 648 amino acids. Gene Ontology annotation, molecular function: protein binding.
UCCCAGCAUGCCCAGCGCUGAGGACAUCAUCUUGUCGGCCAAGGGAGGAGACGCAGAGCAGAGAUCAUAGAGCGCUCCAUGAUCUUUGAUGCAGAGAAGAGGCUUGGCCAUAGUGGGAGGAAGUGUGUAUGAGAAAUAGAUAGAGAGAUAUAGAGAGAGGUAUAGGGGCAUAUUAACAUAUAUAAAUAGAGAGAGAGAGCGGUAGUGAAGGGGAAAGUGAAAAGGAAAGAAGGAGAAGAAGAGAGGGUGAAAGGAGGAGGAACAAAUGAAUACAAUAGCGAUAGAUAGAUAGUUAUACAAAGGAAGGAGAUCUGGGGUAUUAGAUACUGGGACACAUGGAUAUUGGAGAUUAAGAAGGAAAUAUAAUCAAAGGCAAUGUGGGUGGGAGGGCAGGCAUUAUAUUGGUGUUCAGCAGAGCCAGCGGGGAGGGAGGAGGGGUACAAGCUCACUGAAAAUCUUGGCUUUCUAAUGGCAGUUGAGAAGGGAAAUGUUGCAUUGUAAAGUUGGGUUUGCACAGACUGGUUUGAAGUGACAGGAGAGUGAUAAAGUAGUAGGUUGUAGAUGAGUGAUACAAAACAUUGUGUUAAUAGAAUAAUAUAGUGAAUAGAUGAUAAAAUAACUGAUUUAGAAAACGGUAUCACAGCUAUAGGUACAGUGAGAGGAAGCUGGAUAUAGUGGAAGUAUAUGGAUAAAAAAAGGUUGUAAUAUAAAGAGGCUUCCUACAGUAUAACAGAUGGAAGGGCAGCCAGAAUGAACACUAGGCAGGAGUAGUGAAGAAGUUACAACUUUAAAGAGUCCUAGCAAGCAGGUCAAAGAGACAUGAACUGCUUCUGUCAUAUUAAAGGGGUUUCCAUUGAAACUGAAUUCAUACAAAACACCAAUGAGUUUCUAUAAUUAGGUAUGGUGUGUGAAAUUUCCAUAUUUCAACUGCACAAUGAUUGUAUUCCCAGUUACUGUUGCUUGUUUUAAUCUGGAUUGACACUGGGGUUAAGUAUAUUGAGACAUACACAAGCAAAUUGGCUGACUUUAAUUUGAAGAGGUUUCAGAACCAGUUCUGGCAAAGGAAAGCCAGUUAUGAUGUCCAGCUCUUGACAAAUUAACUGUAUAACAUAGGAGGUUUGUGGUAACUGUGAGACAAAAUGUUAUAAGCUCAUUGGACUGCGAGAAACCAUGGAAACAGAGGUCCCAAGUUUACCUGUGGAGGUCAUUUGCUACAUCCUGAGCUUCUUGUCAACAUCAGACAGGAAGGAGGCAUCAUUGGUAAACACAGCCUGGUAUGCUGCCUCCCUGGAUCGUAGUCUCCAGAAAAAUGUCAUCUACAAUUUUCAAGCAUCAUCUGCUUGUCUGGAGUCAAUCAGAGAUUUAGGUUGGAGGCAAAGUCCAAGUGUGGCUCUGAGAAAUUUCGACGGGGUACCCAUUUCAAAUACGGUCAUUCAGAGCAUUAUGCUCCACCUGGCUCCAAAUCUGGAGAACCUGUCUCUGAGGGGCAGUUACAUCAGCGAGUCCUCGUUUGUGUCCCUGAUCACAUCAUGCCAUAACCUGCGAGGACUCGACAUCACUGGCUGCAACUGCCUUUUCAUGAGUGGCAUCUUGCUGUCCAAAGGCAAGAGCAAAUCGAUGAUGGCUGAAGCCCUGGUAAACCUCCAAGAACUCAACCUCUCCAACCUAUCGUACCUCUCUGACCAGACCUUCAAUCGACUUACCGAGUGCACACCCAACCUCCGAAAGCUAUCUCUUGCCAGCUGCCACAUUACCUUUGGGUUUGAUCCCUACCGAGGAAUGAGCGUAUUCAAUUCGACUGCUUUACUCUCGUUUAGUAACAUUCUCCAUUUUAUAAAUGGACAGGCAGCCACAUUGAAGGCCUUAAACCUUAGUCGUACCACAAUCACUAACGAGGCGAUGUGGUCGAUAGGUCAAGUUGCUGGGCUCUGCUUGGAAGAGCUGGCACUUCAGCAUUGUAGAGACAUUACGGAUGAAGCGGUUUCUGCCAUCUGUGCGUGCCAGCCUGGGCUCACUACGCUGGAUCUUGCUGGCUGCUCUGAGCUGACGGGAAAAUCGGUUUUGGCCAUAGUUUCAAGUCUACAGUGCCUGGAGAGCCUGUCCCUGAGCAGGGUCAGGAACAUCACGGACAGCGUGCUGAAGGAACUGGCCACAAUACCGACCCUCCAAGCCCUUGAUGUCUCUGAGUGCUACCAAGUCAAUGGUUAUGACCUGAUCAUGGGAUUAGCCUCGCCUAAGGCGGGGUCGAAACUAUCGAGGCUCAACUUCAGCUGCUGUACCAUGGUGAAUGACGAUUGCGUGUUCUCAAUGGCAAGGGUCUUGGGCGGCAGACUGCGAGAGCUGGACCUCACAUCCUGUGUAUACAUCACCGACAUCAGUGUGUGUGCCAUUGUUUACCACCUCAGGGGUCUGACCGUGCUGCGUCUUGGCUGGUGCAAGGAGAUCACAGACUGGGGUCUGCAGGGAAUGAUUGCAUCCAAUAAUGACAGCGAGCCAUACAGUAAGGGCGAUGGUGAGCCAGAGUUGAGCAGGAGCUUCGGUAAUAUGGGAUUUUUUGCUCCUCCCAAAUAUUUGAACGAGCAGCCUGAAGUCGUAACUGAAUCUGACAUUGAGGCCUCCAAGGAGCAAGAACGAGCUUCACUCAGUUCAUUGACACGUCUGAAGGAGCUCAGUCUGACUGCCUGUACCAAACUAACAGAUACCAGCAUAAUAAAGGAAAUCCGCUUUGAGGAGCUAAGGACCCUGUCACUGAGCAUGGUACGUGAGAUAACGGAUGAGAGCUUCAUCUCUAUUACGACGCACUGCCGUAGCCUGGAGCGACUGUCUCUCAGCCACUGUAGCCGACUGACUGACCAAGGGUUGAUUGGCGCUGCAAGCCACCUGAAGAAGCUGACUCACCUCGACAUCUCCUGCUGUGAUAAGAUCACCAGCCAGAUGCUGAAGGUCCUCAUGAAUGAGUGCAAGUGGCUGAAGAGUUUGGACGUCUCCAUGUGCGGUGGGCUGACUGUUGCGGACAUUGAACAACUUCAGCUACUCCACCCCACUCUCACUAAUGUCCAGGCGAGGUGCUUGGGUGGAGAUGACCUGCCCUUAACAUUGUGGACAAAGACUGAAUGAAAGACUUGAGGCUGCAGAUGCUGGAAUCCAUAGCAAAGAUUGAGCUGCUGGAAGAACUCGGCAGGUCGGCAGCAUCUGUGGGGAGCAAAGGGAUGGUCAAUAUUUUGGGUUGAGACCCUGCUACAGAACUGAGAAUGUAAACAAAUGAUAGCCUGUAUAAAGAGGUGGGGAAGGGGGAAGGAUGAGGCAGGAGUUGGAAAGCGAUAGGUGGUUUCAAGUGAGGAGGGUUUGAUCGGCAGAUGGAGGGUUGGAAAUAGCAACAGGCUGGGGGUUGAUAAGUGAAGACCACGAAGGAAUGCAGAUGAAGAUGGAAAACAAAAUGCUGGAGUAACUCAGCGGGACAGUCAGCAUCUCUGGUGUGAGAAGAAAUG